CCGGCCGCGCAGCAGGGGUGGUUUGCUGUGUAGAUGCAAGUAAAUCCAGAUUGUGGAUUGCAUGAUGAGUCUACAAGAUGCAUAGCCACAUAUUUUUACCUGCACAGACCUCUAAAGAUCGAGACUGUUUACGGCUGUGGUUUGGGGAGAAAUCCCUGCCUGUGUGCCCUCUGAUCUGCUACCAAGGAGAAACAGGGCCUGUGUAUUUAUAUCCCCAAAGGGCAUCUCUCAGAGAUUCACCUUUCACAGGAUGACACAGGUUUAAUGUUUAAAAAUGACCAACUAACAAUUCUAAUAGUAUUUAAGUAAAUUCAUUUGUAAAUUAUUUUGAGACAUCAUCAUGAAUAGCAAAUAUAUGCAUAAUCUCAUUUUUAAAUAUUGCAUUAGACAAAAUUGCUUGGAAAGUUCCCAAGACAAUUUUUUAGAAAUACAGGCAUGUGAUGAUAGAGAACAAGUGCAAAAGAUGAACUGGUAUAACUCGCAUGUACAUUAUAUCAAAAGAUGAAAACUUUUAAUACGUUUGGAGGUUCUGAUUGUGGCUCAAUAGGUUGACUUUAUUAUCAGUUUCCCUUUUAUUCCAUUUACAAUGUUACUUUAUUUUCAGGAAAGAAUUUGGGUGGGGAGAUGAGUUGAAGAAUGAAUCUGUAAAUAACAGAUUGACACAACCAAUGCUGGGAAAAGUUGGCUUUUAAUUUUUCAUAUUUUCCAUUAUGCCUUUUAAAGUUAUUACUAAUAUUCUCCCAUGAUGAAAAUAUUACCAGCUACCAUUAAAUAAUCUUUUCCAAAAAUCAUAGAGAAAGUGUAAGCUUAGCAGGCAGGUUACAGGAAAGCCAGUCCUCAGCUCUUCUUAUGAACUAACCCAUCUCUUUUUCCCUCUUGAAGGCCGCCUUCUCUUUGGGGAAAAAGGAAACUGGGUCUGGGCCUCUCCUUCUAGUAUUGAUUCCACUGCAAACUGUAGAGGGUGAAUCCCUCUUGAGAGAUAUUCUGUGGGGUAUAAUCACACAGACUCUGCCUCCCCUUCACACUUGAUUGACCAUCAGAGUGCUCCUCUAAAGGGAUUUCCUUCCAGGCCACAGUUUUAAUUUGUCCCUGAUUUUUGAAAGGGGGGGAAAAUCCAUAUGCUCUUCAUUCUUCUACCCCAGGUUUUUUGUGUUAACUGCUGCAUUUUAGACUACCAUCAUCUCCUUGGCUGCUGCUAUUUCACCUAUCCCCAGCUAAUAUACAAACCCGAAGGAUAGAUACCUGUGAAAAACAGAAAUGGGAGAGCCCAUUUUAGUGCGACAUGACAGAGAUUGGCCUGCCCCUUAUUUUUAAGAAGACAGCUAAAAGUUGUUUCAGUGAUUUCCCUUCUUCCCCUAAUAUCAUAUAAUUACUGACUCUACCUGCCUAUAUUAAUUUUUCUCAUGAAUCAGCUACUUUUCAGUUUUUCAUUUGAUUUCUUUACAGAAGGUUUGUUUAUUGCUUGUUAGAUAGCAAAUCAUCUUUAGUGUAAUACACUUUUAUAAGUGUGUGGUCUUCCUCAAAAGUUUAAUCAGAGUUGCAGAAAAUAUAGCUUAAAAUUGUUUUUUAUAUUGGAUAUAUCUUAAUGACCAUAGAGAAAAUUAUGCUAAAGACAGUGAUUUCUUUGCUUUCCUCAUAGUGUCAUAGUAAACAUUAUUCACAGUGCCACAGGAUACCAUUCAAAGACAAUACGUUUUCUGAAUGUGGCCUUUGACAAUUCUGGAGAUUCUUUACUUGCUGGAGACCACCAAGGAAAUAUAUAUGUUUUUGACUUGACUGGAAACAGAUUCAUUCUUGUUCAGCGAACAAUGCAGGCUUGCACUGCUUUGGCAUUUAAUCUCCGCAGGAAGACUGAAUACCUUGUGGCUUUGGCAGAUUAUUCCAUUAAAUGCUUUGAUACAGACACCAAAGAGCUAGUUAGUUGGAUGAGGGGACAUGAUUCUUCAGUCUCUUCAAUCUCCGUCCAUGGAUCUGGCAGAUACGCCAUCACUACAUCCAGUGAUACAGCACAAUUCUGGGACCUUGAUACCUUCCAAAGAAAAAGAAAGUUGAAUGUCCACCAAUCAGUGGGUAUUCAAAAGGUUUUCUUUCUUCCACUAAGCAACACCAUCAUCAGCUGUUUCAAAGACAAUUCUAUCUUUGCAUGGGAAUGUGAUACACUUCAAUGUAAAUACCAGUUGCCAACUCCAAUAGAAGGCUCUGUGUUGCAUUAUAAAGUCUUUGCUGUUACCAGAGAUGGCCGGGUGCUAGUAACAGGAGGAAAAUCAAAUCAUCUUCACGUGUGGUGUCUGGAAUCAAAACAGCUGUUAAGAAUAAUCCAGAUGCCUACAAAAGUACGAGCUGUUCGCCAUCUGGAAUUCCUUCCUGAUAAUUUUGAUGGUGGUUCUAAUCAGGUUCUUGGAGUUCUAAGUCAAGAUAAUAUUAUGAGAUUUAUCAAUAUACAGACGUGCAAGAUUCUGUUUGAUAUUGGGAGUCAUGAGGAGGGAAUCAGCGCAGUAACUAUUAGCCCAAAUGGACGGUAUAUUGCAUCAGUAAUGGAAAAUGGUAGCCUCAACAUAUAUAGUGUCCAGGCUUUAACGCAGGAAGUAAAUAAGCCACCAGCACCCUUGGUUAAAGUAGUUGAAGAUUUGUCGAAAGGCAAGUUGGGAGCGAGUAAACUUACAAUGAGAGUAAUGUCAGGAAGGUCAGAGAGGCCUUGGAAAUCAAAAGGAACUAAAACUCAAACCAGAGUGCUAAAACCACAAGUGAACUCAUCGCUUGAAAAUAAAGAGAAUGAGCUACCAGAUGGAUUAAACAAGAAACGUCUACAAGCCUUACUGAAAGGAUUUGGAGAAUAUCCAGCAAAAUACCGGAUGUUUGUUUGGCGUGCCUUACUACAACUUCCUGAAAACCACUUAGCAUUUAGUAGCCUAAUAGACAAAGGUAUCCAUUCUGCAUUUGUGCACCUAAAGGAUGAAUACCCCAUGAAAAGUAGGAAACUCCUGAGAGUUUUACAAAGGACCUUAUCUGCUUUAGCUCACUGGUCUGCUAUCUUUGGUGAGACCCCAUAUAUUCCUCUGCUAGCGUUCCCAUUUGUAAAAUUAUUCCAGAACAAUCAGCUAAUCUGCUUUGAAGUUGCUGCUACUGUAAUAGUUAAUUGGUGUCAACACUGGUUUGAAUAUUUUCCUAAUCCUCCAGUCAAUAUCCUUAGUAUGGUGGAGAAUAUCUUGGCACAUCAUGACAAGGAAUUGCUUCAACAUUUAAUAAACUACAAUGUAACUUCACAGCUAUAUGCCUGGCCUCUUCUAGAAACAUUAUUCUCUGAGGUUCUAACAAGAGAAGAAUGGCUGAAAGUGUUCGAUAAUAUCUUUUCCAACCAUCCUUCAUAUUUUCUCAUGAUGGUUGCUGCCUAUAUUAUAUGUUCCAGAUCUCCUUUACUUCACUGUAAUCAAACAGAGGACUUUGAGUAUUUUUUCCAUCAUCGGAACAACCUGGAUAUUAAUGUUGUGAUUAAAGAAGCCUAUCAUCUUAUGGAAGCUACCCCAGCAGAUAUCCAUCCCAAACGUAUGCUUGAUGACUUCAUACCACUCACAAAGGGCCAGUACCCAGUAUUUAAUAAAUACCCCAAGUUUAUUGUGGAUUAUCAGACUCAGGAGCGAGAGAGGAUCAGACAGGAUGAAAUAGAAUACUUACGAGAGAGACAAUUAGUUCACGAAAUAGAAGCUAAAGCAAUACAGCGAAAAGUAGAAGAUGAGGCAUGGUAUCGGAAGCAGGAACUGCUUCAUAAGGCUGAAGAACAGAGGAGAAAAAUUCUGCUGCAAGAAGAGGAAAAACUGACAGAUCAAAGACAGAGACUAGCAGCUGUGAAAAGGGAAUUGAAAGUAAAAGAGCUCCAGCUAUUGGAUGCUGCAAGAAGACGUUUCCUGAAACAUCAGCAGGAUCAGCGUCAAAUGGAACUAAAACGUCUGGAUGAUGAAAUUGCAAGAAAGGUGUCCAUGAGAGAGAGAGAAACAGCUGCUACUGUUCAAGAUGUAGAAGUGCGGCAAAUGGAACUUGAAUCCCAAAGACAGCUUUUUGAACAGCAACUUGUCAAAGAUCAAGAGGCAGUGACACAGGAAGUGAAAGGAGAGAUAGAUGCCAGUCAAAGAAGGGCUGAUCUUGAAGAACACCUAGUUCAGAGGUUAAUAGAAAUUGAUCGGGAUGAGGACCGCAAAGCUCAGGUGCUGGCUGAAGAAAGUUUAGCAAAAGCUGAUCAGAAGUGCAUUGACACAGACUGGAGAAUUCAAGCCUUGUAUAAACAAAGAUGUGAUGAUCUAGACCGUGAAGCACAUUAUGAAGAGAUAGCUAAACUUCUUCAUGACAACAGAGAAAAAGAAGCUGAGUUACUGAAAGCAAUGAAGGCAGAGGAGGAUAAAAGGUGGGAAGAACUUACAGAGAAAAGAGCUCACCUGGAAUCAGAGCAGCUAGCCGCUACUGCUUUAGAUGCCCAGCGGAAGCAGUUCUUAGAAGAUGAAAUGAACGAUGCAAUAGAAUUGUCUGAAAAGCUACAACGUGAAGAUGGCUAUUUUGAAAGAUUGCGUGAUUUAAAGACCGGGUGUGUACAGCAAGAUUUAAAAUUCCAGCAGGUGCGUGAGGAAGCUCAACCCAAGUCAGGAUAUGUCUGUCUAAAUGACUUCUCUACAACAGAGUCCUCAGCAAACUUUUCUUUAGAUAGAAGACGAGAAGACCUGGAAUGCAGAGAACGGGAAUUAAUGGCAGAAGUCAGAGAGCUCAGGCAAAAGCUUACUUCACAGGCCCGAGCUACCUAUCCCUUACCUCAUUUUCCAGACACAAAGUGGGCCACUUAAGAAAACACACUUUAUACUUUAGCUGUAUCAUAUUAAUCACUGAGAUUCUCAAUAGCAAUGUUGUGAUCAAAGAGACUGGUUUUAGAUUAUUUAUUAUGAAUGAUUUUGGAAAUAUUUUUUAUAUAAAAAUAAAUACUAACUAGAAAUGUUAUAGUUGCACACUUCUGAUCUGUCCAUUAUGACACUUCAUUCUUGAUUAUUAUUUUUUUAAAUAAACACACUUUCUUUAUUGCUGAACUACUGAAUAAUCUGUAUUUGAGUAUAUGGCAUAUUAUGAUUACGCUGAUUCCCUAAAAAAAAUCAAAGCACAGUUAAAAUGAUUUAUUUGUCUGUAGUGUCUAAUAGGUGUCUUUUUUUGUGGUCAUGUUACCUGGUACAGUGGAAUUCAAUAUCAAGAAAAGCUGUGAAAGCCAAAAGUAUAACUGAGUUAAAAAAGGAAUAAGGUAAAUUCAUGAAGAAUAGGUCUAUCCAUGUCGAUCAGCCAAGAAAGUCAGGGAUGCAACCUUAUGCUUUGGGUAUAUCUAAAAUCUUUGACUACCAGAAACUGAGACUGGAAGACAGGUUGCUCAAUAAAUUGUCCUGCUUUGUUCCCUCUGAAGCAUCUGGCACCAGCCACUGUUGGAAGACAGGAUGCUAGAUAGAUGGACAACUGGUCUGAUCCACUGAUCUUAUAUUCCUAUGGUGCAUUCCAGAGAAGACAAGGGUGAUCAAAAAGUAAAAAUGGAUAUAGUAUCCAGAUCCUUAUCUCCUGUAAAUCACCUAUAGCUCCAUUGAGUUUGAUGGUCCUAAAAUAAUUUAUACCAGAUGAAGAUUUCGCCCAGGACUUGGAACAUCAUAUAAAAGCUGCAAUAUAAGGAAUGAGAAAUUAAAAUAAAAU
Pelodiscus sinensis (Chinese soft-shelled turtle) is the source of this 5703-nucleotide messenger RNA. The record is from RefSeq and is a predicted model, not a curated record. Lineage: Eukaryota; Metazoa; Chordata; Testudines; Trionychidae.